Messenger RNA from Zootoca vivipara (common lizard), 2580 nucleotides. It is a transcript of the gene ADGRE5, whose product is annotated as adhesion G protein-coupled receptor E5. The record is from RefSeq and is a predicted model, not a curated record. NCBI's taxonomy places the organism in Eukaryota, Metazoa, Chordata, Lepidosauria, Squamata, Lacertidae. Gene Ontology annotation, biological process: adenylate cyclase-activating G protein-coupled receptor signaling pathway; cell surface receptor signaling pathway. Gene Ontology annotation, molecular function: calcium ion binding; G protein-coupled receptor activity. Gene Ontology annotation, cellular component: plasma membrane.
UCUCACUUCUCUCUUCCUUUCUGGCCGGCCCGGACCCUUCGCUCGCAGCACCCGUGAUUCCCCGCCCUACGCGCUCGUCUAGCAGGAGCAUGGCGCUCUCCCCGCGGCUCCGGCUGACAUUAGGACUCUUCAUAAUCCUGAUUCAGUCUAGAGGUACUACCCAACAAGAAGCAGCAGAAGGCUGCUCACAGAAGGAAAAGGUUGGUAGCACCUGUAAACCGGAAGUUAGCGACUAUGAAGACGAGGAGGACGAUGUGGAUAAAUGCCUUGAGAAGACAUUACAAUGUGGAUACCAUGCCAACUGCAAGAACAACUCCUGCGUAUGUGUAGAAGGAUUUGAGCCUGACCCCGAGAAUGAAAAAGCAUGCAAGGACAUUGAUGAGUGCCAGAAAAACACUUCCAUCUGUGGACCUUAUGGAAGUUGCAUCAACACCAAAGGGGAUUACCUUUGUAAAUGCAAGCCGGGAUUUGCGAAGAGCAUACAAGAUGACAAAAAGCUAUGUAGAGAUAUUGAUGAAUGUAAACAAAAUAUUUGUCAUGAAAGUGCCGAAUGUGAAAACGUCGAGGGGAGCUUUCUGUGUACGUGCCCAUCAGGGUAUUUUCAGUAUAUGGAUGUUGGACCGUUGGGUAAAAACAUCACAAAAUGCAAAGAAUUCAGCUGCCCGGAGCCUUCAAGUGAUAACUGUUCAGAUGGACAGGCACUCCUCUGUGACUUCAGAGCAAAAAGGAAGCAUCUCUGUGAUUCAUUGCUGGAAAUGCAAGGGGCAACAGAUGCAAAGAAGCAGCUGCAGGGUCUGCUGGCACUUCUGGAUGACCUCGUGGCUCUGAUGCCAAGUGGGAACAAGGAGCAGGGGCACCGUUUGGUCACUGAGAUGAUGGGAACUGUGGAGGUCCUGCUCAGAGUUCUAGCAUUCGCUUUACCCAAAAACACUGUGAGCACGGGGAGCAGCAAUGGAACAGAGUUGACCAUGGACAUCAGGACAGCUGGGAACCGAAACCAGAGCUCAGCACGGCUGUUGCAGGAUUCUACCCAAAUGAAGCUAAAAUGGGAAGCAGCAAGCAAAGAAGGCGAAGCUUUCAGCCUGGCCGGCCUGCUCUCCUACCGCAGACUGGGGACCAUCCUGGCUGAUGCUCACGUUGAAGGGAAAGAAUGGGAGCAAGUGGGGAAGUGCCCACAAUGUGCACAGGUGCCAGGCAAGCCCAACUACGAGGUCCUGUCCACGGUGGCCUCUGCUUUUGUGGGCCACAAUGAAACCACAGCCUUGAGGGCCCCUGUCUCUUUCAACUUCAGUCACCGGAGAACAGAAUCAAGGCCUGACCUGCAGGUGAUUUGUGCCUUCUGGAAGCCUGUCAAUGGCAGUGGGCACUGGUCUCAAGAAGGCUGCACACGCCUGAACACCAGCACUGACACCAGCACACACUGCCAGUGCGACCACCUCACCAGCUUUGCUGUCCUCAUGGCCUUCUAUGAUGUGGAGGACUGGGGCCUGGAUAUCAUCACCAAGAUUGGGCUGGUUGUGUCUCUGAUCUGCCUGUUCCUGUCCAUCCUCACCUUCCUGUUCUGCCGUGCCAUCAGAGGUAUCCGCACCACCAUCCACCUCCACCUUUGCCUGGCCCUCUUCGUUGGCUACGUCAUAUUCCUCAUGGGUGCCGGGAACACUGCCAACCAGACAACGUGUGCUGUAGUUGCUGGGCUGCUGCAUUUCUUCUUCCUCUCGGUCUUCUGCUGGAUGCUGCUGGAAGGCAUGGAGCUCUACCUGAUGGUCGUCAAGGUCUUCAAUACUCACAGCCUCCGGCAGUGGCACAUCUUCCUUGUAGGAUAUGGAAUCCCAGCCAUCGUGGUGGGCAUCUCAGCUGCUGUCAAUAGCGAGGGCUAUGGCAACCUAAGAAACUGCUGGCUUAAAAUGGAUAAAGGGUUCCUUUGGAGCUUCCUGGCCCCUGUUGCCCUCAUCAUCAUGCUGAACGCCGUUGUCUUUGUGGUUACUGUCUGGAAGCUCUCUCAGAAGUUUGCCGAUAUCAAUCCCGAUAUGAGUAAACUGAAAAAGCAGAGGGUACUCACAAUCACAGCCAUUGCCCAGCUCUGUAUUCUGGGUACCACUUGGGUCUUUGGCCUGUUUCAAUUCAGCAAUCAAACCCUCGUCAUGUCUUAUAUCUUCACUAUCCUCAACAGCCUGCAAGGACUUUUUAUCUUCCUCCUGCAUUGUCUGCUCAAGAAACAGGUGCGUGAUGAUUACUACCGCUGGUUCUGCAAGGACAAACAUGGCAAGCCCCACAGCAGUGACAAGUAUUCCAACUUCAGCUCCACAGUAGGUUCCAACACAUUACAGGCACCCAGUACUUUGAAAGAAUCUGGAAUUUAGCAACCAAACUUUGCAGAAGCAAGUUUCAAGAGUGCUGUUUGGAACAUGAGAACCACAUCAUCUUGUUCCAGCACUCUUUCUUCUGGAAGAGUCACCCACUAAGAUGUACAGGCCUACUGCAGCAAGGACAUUUGAACUGCCAGAAGGCUAUAUAGGGACCCACUGAGCAAACUCCAUAACUGGACCAAUGCUAUUAAGCUGAUGUUGGCACAGUCUCUUC